GGAGCGGUCUGGGGCACCGGUUUCAAAGUCGCAGGGCGGGCCGAGUGGACUUCCGCUGCUGGACCCGGGCUUCUCGGUCUUCCUGGCGUCGUUCCCCGCCCCUCCAAGGAUGCCGCCCCCCGGCUGCCCGCCAGCUCUCUCGGCUCUCUCCUGAGUGGCCCGACACGACCCCGAGUGACCCGCGGGACGUCCAAUAUAUCCAGCCGCGUCCCUGGUCCUGUUUGGCUGGGAUUCGGGUGAACGUGAAACAAUUCACUUGGCGGGUCCGCAGCAAGCCUGAAAUUUGGUGUCUCGCUUGAGCGAGGGACUGGGCUGGGACUCGGGAGAAGGAGGCGCGGCGGGGCUGUUGACGCCGCGUGAGUAGGAUGCUGAUCACACCGCUCGAGUGCUAGACAGCCUCCGGAGCUUUGCCUUAGUUCUGCUUUCCCGCACUGCGAGCUUUGUGUUUUUUUGAGAAAAGUUAAAGGUGGUGAAAGCUCCAAACAAAUUGCAUCCAAAUGGCCACAGAAAUCGACUUUCUGCGAGAUCAAAACCAAAGACUAAAUGAAACGCUUAGGCGGUAUCAAACGGAAAAUAUUUUGAAAUAUUCAACCAUACAGAAAGGUGUAUUCAAAGGAGAUGGAGAUGACACAUUAGAAAACUCGGCAGCUGACCAAAGCUUUUUAGUUCCACUUAUAACUGAGCAUGAUAAGCAUUUGGAAGAACUGAAUGGUCAGCUGAAAUAUUAUCAGAAGCAGAUGGGUGAGAUGAAACUACAGUUUGAAAAUGUCAUCAAGGAAAAUGAAAGGUUGCGCAAUGAAUUCAAAGAUGCUGUUGUUGAAAAACAAUUGGAGGCCCUUCCCUUUGGCACAGAGAUGGGAAAUGAGAUAUAUACAGAUGACGAAACAGUCAGGAAUCUUCAAGAACAACUAAAACUGGCCAAUCAGGAGAAAGCUCGGGCUGUGGAACUCUGGCAGACUGCUUCUCAGGAGUUUUACAAUCUACAGAAACUUUACCAGGAACAUAUGACUGAGGCCCAGAUUCAUGUUCUUGAAAGUCAAAAGCAAAAGGAUAAGCUGACAAGUUUUCAGCAGCUGACCAAGCAUCUUCAUGUUACGAAUGAGAACGUAGAAAUGACUAAUCAACAUUUUCUGAAAACAGUAACUGAACAAAGUGCGGAAAUCGAGCAGCUCCGAAAACAACUUAGGCAAGCCAAGUUAGAUUUGAGAGUUGCAGCAGCAAAAGUGGAAGAGUUAACUAAAGUGACUGAAGACCUUCAAGGCCAGAUGCAGAAGAAGGAAGAGGAUAUAGUUUCUGCCCAAGGAAGAGAAGAAGCAUCAGAUAGGCGCUUACUGCAGUUACAAUCUAGUGUAAAACAAUUAGAAACAAGAUUAUCUGUGGCAAUUAAUGAAGCCACCCAGUUAAGAGCAGAACGAACACAUCUGGAGAAACAGACCAGAGCGUUACAAGCAAAGUGCAGUGAAUUAGAAGCUGAGAAAUACGAAGCAAUUGUAAGAGCCAGAAACAGCAUGCAACUCCUAGAAGACGCUAACCUUCAAAGAAAUAAGGCUCUGCUUGAGGAUAAGCAAAAACAAGAAGAAAUAGAGAAAAUGAAAGAAACAGUUUCUCAGAUUGUGCAAGAUGCUGCCAUAAGAACCAAGAAGGUGAUUAUAAACACAAGAAAACAAUAUAAUGUACAGAUUUCUCAACUAACAGAAGAACUUUCAGCCCUUCAAAUGCAGUGUGCUGAAAAACAAGAUCAAAUCGAACGAGCCAUCAGGGAGAAAAAAGCAGUGGAAGAAGAACUAGAAAAGAUUUACCGUGAAGGCAGAAUAAAUGAAAAUGAUUACAGAAAACUAGAAGAAAUGCACCAAAGAUGCCUGGUUGCCGAGCGUUCAAAAGAUGAUCUUCAGCUGAGACUUAAGACAGCAGAAAAUAAAAUCAAACAACUUGAAAUAAAUUCCUCGGAAGAGAUAUCACGUUGCCAAGAAAUGAUUCAGAAGCUUCAAAAUAUAUUGGAGUCAGAGAGAGAGAACUGUGGAUUUGUCAAUGAACAAAGGUUGAAACUUCAGCAGGAAAAUGAAGAGUUACAGAAACAGACUGAGGAUUUGAGAAAGAGUGCUCUCGAGGUUCAAAAAAAAGCCAAAUUAAAGAUCAGUACAAUGGAGCAUGAAUUUUCAAUAAAGGAACAUGGAUUUGAAGUUCAGUUAAGAGAGAUGGAAGACAGUAAUCGAAAUUCCACUGUUGAACUGAGGCAUCUCUUAGCUACUACACAGAAAGCAGCCAAUAGGUGGAAAGAAGAAACGAAGAAACUCACUGAAAGUGCAGAAAUUAGAAUCAGUAAUCUAAAGAGUGAGCUGAGUCGACAGAAACUUCAUACCCAGGAGCUGCUUUCUCAGCUGGAAAUGGCAAAUGAAAAGGUAGUUGAGCAUGAAAAGUUAAUCCUAGAGCAUCAGGAAAAAUCCAACAGACUUCAGAGGCGACUGAGUGAAGCCGAACAGAGAGCUGCUUCGGCCUCCCAGCAGCUCAGUGCAAUUACAGUGCAGAGAAGAAAAGCAGCCUCCAUGAUGAAUCUGGAAAAUAUGUAAAGUUAUUCAGCGUUCACUCACAGAACCCUACAACUAGGGAAGCGGUUGACCAGAAGUGUAUUAAAAUGGUAAAACCUGCGUAGAGUGUCAUUUUGCACAAGCGUUUUCCAUUCUCUUUGGAGGGUUAUUGGAAAACAGAAGAGUGACAGCUUCCUGUAAGUAAAGAAAAGAUAAUCCGAUAUUGAGCUUCAGUGGAGAAUAAAGCCAGCUGGGAAGAACGCAUUGCCUUCAUCAACGUGUCUAUUUUUUAAUUUCUCCUUUUUCCCUUGGAAAAGCAUCAUAAUUUUCAAACUAUGCUAAUCAUGAGAAAGAGUUUUUUAAAAAUGCAAGAAUUUUAGUAUUUCAGCCUUCAGGAUUUGAGAAUUUCACAUCUGUUACUCAUAACUCAUUUUUAAAGUUCCCAAGUAUCUGUUUUAUUAUGAACUCACAUGUAAUAAAUUAUGUACU
Molecule: messenger RNA, 3014 nt
Organism: Dama dama (fallow deer)
Lineage: Eukaryota; Metazoa; Chordata; Mammalia; Artiodactyla; Cervidae
Gene: SCLT1
Product: sodium channel and clathrin linker 1
Exons: 21
Coding region: 498-2567 (689 amino acids)
Biological process (GO): clustering of voltage-gated sodium channels; cilium assembly
Cellular component (GO): centriole
Source: RefSeq, a predicted model, not a curated record